Messenger RNA from Chiroxiphia lanceolata (lance-tailed manakin), 3779 nucleotides. It is a transcript of the gene API5, whose product is annotated as apoptosis inhibitor 5. Gene Ontology annotation, biological process: negative regulation of apoptotic process. Gene Ontology annotation, cellular component: nucleus. Gene Ontology annotation, molecular function: RNA binding. NCBI's taxonomy places the organism in Eukaryota, Metazoa, Chordata, Aves, Passeriformes, Pipridae. The record is from RefSeq and is a predicted model, not a curated record.
GGUGCUGACGGCGCGGCCCUGAGCGGGAGCGGCGGCCGGAGCGGCGGCGGCGUCAGCGGCGGGCUCGGUGUCACGGCGGCUCUGCCCCUUCCCCGCCGCGCCAUGCCCACCGUGGAGGAGCUCUACCGCAACUACGGCAUCCUGGCCGACGCCACCGAGACGGCGGGCCAGCAUAAGGAUGCAUACCAAGUGAUCUUGGAUGGUGUGAAAGGAGGUGCCAAGGAGAAGAGACUUGCAGCUCUUAUUCCUAAAUUCUUCAAGCAUUUUCCUGAGCUGGCUGACUCAGCUAUCAAUGCCCAGUUGGACCUCUGCGAGGAUGAAGAUGUUUCUAUUCGGCGACAAGCAAUCAAGGAACUGCCUCAGUUUGCCACUGGAGAUAAUCUUCCUCGGGUAGCAGACAUACUGACCCAGCUUCUACAAUCAGAUGAUUCUGCAGAAUUCAAUUUGGUGAAAGCUUUGCUCAGUAUAUUUAAGAUGGAUGCUAAAGGAACUUUGGGAGGCUUAUUCAGUCAAAUUCUUCAGGGAGAGGAUAUUGUGAGAGAGAGAGCCAAGUUCCUUUCUACAAAACUGAAAACAUUGCCUGAGGAGGUGAUGACAAAGGAGGUGGAAGAGUUUCAUAUUACUGAAUCAAAGAAGGUUCUGGAAGAUGUGACAGGCGAGGACAUUAAUCUGUUCAUGAAAAUAUUGUCUGGAUUAAAAAGCUUACAGACAGUAAGUGGGAGGCAACAGCUAGUGGAGAUGGUAGACGAACAAGCUGACCUGGAACAAACAUUCAAUUCCAUCUGAUCCAGCUGUGUGGACAGACUUAGCAGUGUACUCGGGCAGGCAGUGCCACUCUUCUCAAAAAAUGUUCAUUCCACAAAAUUUGUUACUUACUCUGUGAGCUGUUCUGCCAACCUCAGUUCUUUGACUACUUCCGUGGAGGGUCUUGAUAUCCAAUUAGAGGUUUUUAAGCUUCUUGCUGAAAUGAGUUCUUUUUGUGGUGAUAUGGAAAAGCUUGAAUCAAAUUUGAAGAAGCUGUUUGACAAACUACUGGAGUAUAUGCCCCUUCCUCCAGAGGAAGCAGAGAACGGGGAAAAUGCUGGCAAUGAAGAGCCCAAGUUGCAAUUCAGUCAUGUGGAGUGUUUAUUGUACAGUUUCCAUCAGCUAGGUCGUAAACUUCCAGACUUCCUCACAGCCAAGCUGAAUGCAGAAAAAUUGAAAGACUUUAAAAUCAGGCUACAAUAUUUUGCUCGAGGGUUGCAGGUUUAUAUCGCGCAGCUUCGUCUGGCACUUCAAGGAAAAACAGGAGAAGCCUUGAAAACAGAGGAGAACACGAUUAAAGUGGUGCCUUGAAAAUAACAAUAAAUUAAUGUUUUAAUCAAGGAUCUCUUCCACAUUCCUCCUUCUUACAAAAGUACAAUUACACUGUCCUGGAAACCAGUACAGAAGGCAGAUGCAAGUCAAAAAAGAGCAAGUGAAGAUACAACCUCAAGUUCACCCCCAAAGAAAGCUUCAGCAGGACCAAAAAGGGAUGCCAGGCAAAUAUAUAAUCCUCCUAGUGGAAAAUACAGCAGUAAUCUGGGUAGUUUUUCUUACGAGCAAAGAGGUGGUUUCCGGGGUGGACGAGGAAGAGGCUGGGGAGGACGUGGCAAUCGUAGCCGAGGAAGAAUCUACUGAGAAGACUGCUAAAUCUUCCAUGCCCCUGAAGGGCUGAAGUGAGAGUGCUACUCAGCAAAUGUUUGCUUGGAGCAUUGUUUUCUUCAAGGACUGCCUUCCACUAAGACUGAAUUAAAUGUUCUUUAUACCUUUGUAUGUAUGAUCUACUUUUCUAACGGACUACAACUUGUCCAUAGUGAAACUACAGCUGUAUUUUUGGAUGCUUACAGUCAGCAGUUUUGGGUUCUUAAUUUUGAAGUGUCUUCAGGAUUCAAAAUUGGAAAAGAGCGUAGAUGUUUCAUCAAAAGCUGCAUCUUGACAGUUUGUAUAUUAACCUAAAAGUCAGCUACUGCGUAACUGAAACUAUAUAAUUGAGUUUAUGUAUUAAGUAAUGGACAGGAAAGGCAUGACAACAGAGAUACGUGUCAGAUUAGCUUAGCAGCUGAAGUAAUCCUUUCCUCAUUUGUAACCGUAUUUUGCAAUAUGUGGAGAAGAGUACCAUUGUUUAAUUUGCUUUGAUUUGCAUUUUUAAUUAAAUUGAAUGAGAUACAUGCUGGUUUUUUAAAGUUUGCAAUGUGGCUAGAAAUCUGUUUUGCUUGUAGCAUGAUGCAGUCCUCUUACUUAGAGAUGUGGAGAAAGUGGCGUUUUUUGGUUUGCACAUCUUACUCUUCUCCGUGCAUUGUAAUACAAAGUGAUGUUUUGCAAAUUAAUUUUUAAUGUUUAAUAUGAAUAUGUGCUUAUAGUUAUGCUGUGAAAGCUCAGUAAAUGAACAGCAAAAAAACAAAACAAUAAACGACUAGAAUUAUUCCAGGAAUGGGUAAAGACUGAUGCAGUGAUUAAGCUUCAUAGGCUGGAGCUGGACCAUAGCAGUACCUGGCUCUUUUCUGUGUUUUGCAGAUUUCUGGAUUAGUUGGCACUGGAGGGUGGGGGUUGGUUGAUUGGGUUUUUUUCUUGUUUGGUGAUUUUAUUUUUUUUUUAUGUGUGUGUGUUAAUUUUUUGUUUGGGGGUUUUUUGUUUGGUUGUUUUUUUAACCCAUAGUUGCAUUUAAAAAUAUAUAAAUAAAAUUGUAUUUUGGGUAACACUGAAAAAUUCCAGCUAUGUAGUUCAAUUCAGGUGGAAGUGUUAAAAAUUCCAUGCUAUUUUUUUCCAUAGGAACUUGGGAUUCUUAUUUACUGGUGUACACCCAGAAAAUACAAAGUAAAAGCACAAAGCUUUUUUUUUUAAUUUUCACCACUCAAAGUUUUUAAUUCUCAGGUCAUUCAACAUUGUAAAGAAAUUAGCAUAUAGUAAAAAGAAGUUGAGACGGAGGAAAAGAAUUUUAAUUAAGUGUUCCAGAGCAUGUUGGUGUAAAAUACCUUAGGCUUUAGAAGAAUAAAUAAUACUUCUUAUCCUGCCUUUUUUUUGUUGUUGUUCAGCCACUUGAUAUCUACAGAAGGUGAUGUCUCCCCACUCUGGUUCUAUUUGUAUUUGCUUGUGAAUCUGACUCGGGUAUUUUCAUUAACACUGAUAUUUAUCACUACAGUCAGAUGGCCAAAAUAGCAAAACGAUGUCAAAGUGAGAGACAUUCUUAAUGCUAAAUUAGAAGUCUGGUUUUGCUUAACUCUGGAACACUAGGCAGCAAACUUUGGACAUUCCAGGACAUGUGAGCUGACUGUAUUUCUGAUUACCUGCCAGCUGCUCAACUUUGAUUUGUCACAAAAACCAUAAACUUGGCAAAAAGCUUUCAAGGACAAAUUUGUGAGACCAAAAUGUCACUCUGAAAAUAGGCACUAGAUGUGUAAUAAGCUUCCAUUGGAGGAAAAAAGGAGAGAAAAAAAAAGACAUUUUGCACUUGUGGCUAUAAUUGGUGUUUUGAGGGGAUUUAAAAAUGUAAUCUCAAAGCCUAAACAUAGCUUGUAUUUAGACUAGUAGCUAGGUGCUAGCAGCUUAUUUUCUCACUGAAUUUUGAGUGAGUUUUCUUUACAUGAGUCCUGUAUUUCAGAAGUGAUGUGCAAAGUUCUUGUGGCCUCAGUAGUUAGAUUAUUUUCCCCGGUUUCACAUCUAAUUUAAUGCAGUGAGUUCUUGUGGAAACACCUUUUUACCAUCUUGUUGAAUUGUAAAUGUUCCCUUACAGCUUUGGAAUAAAUUCAUUUUGUAAUUUU